CCCGGUGCCCUCUUCUCAGUGCUAUUAAAAAUCUCCUGAACUCCUUACCUGACUAAAUCUCGAAAGCUUGGAGGAGAACCAGAAGCUUCAGAUUUCGAUCGUGGAGAAGGUCUCGCGAUCGGAGAGGGAAUAGUUGCCUGUAUCCCUUCCAAUAACUCCUUCUGUUCGGCCACAUGGGCGCUAUUCCACACAGUCGUUACAGGGGCGUUCCUGCGCACAUCAACCUGUCGAUCUUGA
This is a messenger RNA of Haemonchus placei, 237 nucleotides long. NCBI's taxonomy places the organism in Eukaryota, Metazoa, Nematoda, Chromadorea, Rhabditida, Trichostrongylidae. The record is from the annotation of a GenBank genome assembly.